Messenger RNA from Culex quinquefasciatus (southern house mosquito), 1425 nucleotides. RefSeq lists its product as uncharacterized. Lineage: Eukaryota; Metazoa; Arthropoda; Insecta; Diptera; Culicidae. Gene Ontology annotation, molecular function: protein binding. The record is from RefSeq and is a predicted model, not a curated record. The transcript is spliced from 3 exons. Bases 31 to 1425 code for a protein of 464 amino acids.
GCACCGGAACCGACGCCACAUUGGAAAAAGAUGGACUUCCCGCCGGAAAUCUGGGAGCACAUCUUCCGCAACUGUUCCGGCUCGGAGCUGCUGCAGUUUCGGCUGGUGUGCCACCGCUGGAAGGACAUUGUCUUGGGGUCUCCGUCACUGCGGGGCCGGCUCAGCGUGAGGUUCCGAGCUGACAAUACCCGUUCCGGCUUCACUCCGGCCAACCUGCCCCCGGUCACGACGGCCUCCUUCUGCAAGUUUGAAAAGCUCGAGGUUGGCGGCUGGUGGCCGCAGUUUGGGCGGAACAUGGAGAGUCUGAUCUUCCACUCGUGCCAAAUGAGCGUUGGAGAGAUGUUCUACCUGUUACGGCAUUGCCCACGGCUGAAGCGGAUUGAAAUGGGAUACGUAGGAUUUCGGGACGGACCAGCGGACAACAAUUUCAAGCUUGAAUCGUUGGAAGAACUCUCCGUUCUUCUCAUCUACAGCUGUUCCGAAAAUCCUGUCGUUUUCGAUCAGUUUGGACCUAUUUUUCCGCGACUGAAAAGCUUUUCCCUCUGCCUUGCGUGCAAUUGGAAGGCAUCGGACAUUCUAAGCCUGUCCAAAUUCAUCCAGGCGGUUCAGGGCACGCUGCAGAUUCUUCAACUGCCACCUGAUAUCGAUCUGUUUGACUCGCUGGUCAAUUCGGACCGAUUGCAUUUGAAGCAGGCAGAUUUCAGCGUUGACUGCAACUCACCUCACUGGGACUUGAAGCUCUGGACGAAGUUUUGCCAAGGACAGUGGAAGAUGCAGGAUUUCGGCCUCCGUGGAAACAACACCACAAAUGAGGCCCUUUGCAUCGCCGUCCAACACAUGCCCCAGUUGAAGCGGCUCAUUGCAGUUCUCGGUGGCUCAAGCCUAACCCGUCCAACGUUUCUUCAUAAGCUAUCGAGCAGCGUGAAGAGCGCGCAACUCCGGACAACCAAAGUCCCGCUCGAUUUCCGCACCCAGGUGAGUCCAUCCCUGCGAGAGUUCCGCUUGAUUUCCGCAGACAUUCGGCAAGGCAUCGAACACCUCACGACUUGGACGCACCUCGAGCAGCUAAUCCUUCAGAGUUGUAACCUUAGCCGCUGUCCGGUUCCGUCCGGGACGCAAAGAUUCAGCGUCCUCAAAUAUCUCGCUCUAAACAACUGCGAAAUGUCGCCGGAGAUGCUCGAGUUCGUCCUGGGUCGCCAUCCGUUGCUGGAGGGGGUUACAAUUUUUGACUCCCGUGAACUCACAGUGGACGCCAUCGUAAAUCUGCUGUGGCGCUCUCCGAAACUGGAACAGGUUACACUUCAUUUUUGUCCCGGGGUUGCCGAAACGACCGGCGAGGAAAUUAUGGAGAGUUACUUCGAAAAGUACAACCUCGAUGGUGGUUCCAGGAACGUUGAGAUCGCCGUCAAAAAUGACUUCGACUAA